AUGGCACAACGCGAGAGCGACAUCAUCGACCCCUUCGCCGCGAGGGGGACGAACACCGUCCCGCCCGGCACCUUCGACACCGACUUCCUGACCGCCUCGCCCCGCGCCGGCGCAGGCACAGCAACCGCCUCUUCUGCCGCCGGUAUCUCGAAUCCACGUUCUGCGCCGUUGCUGAGCAGGACGAGCGGGAGGACGGGGACCAGCGGGAAGAGUGCCGGUGCGACACCGUGGUAUCUGUCCUGGGCCGGGAUCAUUGGACUUGUGCUGGGAUUGUUGUUGGCGCUCGGCUUGGGAGUCGGUUUGGGCGUCGGACUUGGCACGAAGCACAACAACAAUGAGAAGGCGGUUCAGGCGAAUGGAACGAACUCGGGCUCGACCGUCACCUCCUACUCGACCCUUUCGAGCGUGAUCACCGCCGAAGCUUCGACGACCGUUAUCGGCGUCACUGUCUCGAACAAUCAGACCGCCGGCGUUGCAACCGAGACGCAGACAAUCGGCGGCUCGACCGUCAUCGUCCAAGUCCCGGGCGCCGCAACUCGCACCGCAAUUCCCGUCGUCACCGUUUCCCGCACGCUUGCGCCGUCGACUCGAAUCGAGACGGUGUUCGCAACGACGUUCGCGAGCACGCAGACGAUCACGACAACGGUCCAGGGCGGAGCAGCGGCGACGGUCACGCAGGUCUUGACUCUGACGCGGACGGUCACGGCUGAAGUGCAGGGUGCGAGGGCGAAGCGCGAGCGCCGGGGCGCCAAGCGCGGCAUCGAAGUGGAGUAG
Messenger RNA from Rhodotorula toruloides NP11, 774 nucleotides. RefSeq lists its product as uncharacterized. The coding region runs from base 1 to 774 and encodes 257 amino acids. The record is from RefSeq and is a predicted model, not a curated record. Lineage: Eukaryota; Fungi; Basidiomycota; Microbotryomycetes; Sporidiobolales; Sporidiobolaceae. The transcript is spliced from 4 exons.